Anguilla rostrata (American eel) is the source of this 1858-nucleotide messenger RNA. RefSeq names its product RNA 3'-terminal phosphate cyclase (gene rtca). The transcript is spliced from 11 exons. The record is from RefSeq and is a predicted model, not a curated record. Gene Ontology annotation, molecular function: RNA-3'-phosphate cyclase activity. NCBI's taxonomy places the organism in Eukaryota, Metazoa, Chordata, Actinopteri, Anguilliformes, Anguillidae. Gene Ontology annotation, cellular component: nucleus. Gene Ontology annotation, biological process: RNA processing. The coding region runs from base 415 to 1509 and encodes 364 amino acids.
CGCAUGUACAGACGCAGUCCACUGACCAACUGCUAGCGGCUAUAAAUUCAUUUUACUCUGAACUGGGGAACUGACUGAAGUGUCCGAAAUAUUUAUUAGGAACUUUCAACAGUAGUUGUGAAACGAGCGUAUAUUUUCAGCAAAGUAGAAUUUGACAUUACUUAAAUUGAGCGCAGUGCCAGUGCGCAGUGACUGGUGCGAAGUUCGCGGUUGGCUCAGUAUUGUUUGUUCUCAGUCGCCGGUCAAUAUCUCAGCUGCGAUAGUAACGUUAGCUAGUUAGCGCUACACGGAGGUUGAGUUGAGUGGUCUACUUUAAAUACUGACUUCAUACUGUUUGUGAAAGAAGUAUUCUACGAUUUUUGUGACUGAACUCAUUUCAGAAUUAAACGAGCUACAAUAAUUUCCUUCUUAAAAAUGGCUGCAACGUCGUUCGAAAUUGACGGAAGUGUAAUGGAGGGGGGGGGUCAGAUAUUGAGAGUGUCUGCGGCACUGAGUUGCAUCCAUGGCGCCUCUGUAAGAAUAAACAAAAUCCGAGCAGGUAGAAGUACACCAGGAUUAAGACCUCAGCAUUUGUCAGGGUUGGAGCUGGUGCGGGACAUGACUGGGGGCAAUCUGGAGGGAGCCGUGGUUGGAUCUACAGAAAUCACACUGACCCCUGGCAAAAUUAAGGGUGGGAAUCACAUUGCAGACACCCAUACUGCAGGGAGUGUGGGGCUGUUGCUGCAGGUCGCCCUGCCCUGUGCGCUGUUUGCUGCUGGGCCGUCUGAGCUCUGUCUGAAGGGGGGCACCAACGCGGAGAUGGCUCCUCAGAUCGACUACACCAUAAAGGUUUUCAAGCCAAUCAUGGAGAAAUUUGGGGUGCAUUUUGACUGUGAUCUGAAAAUGAGAGGGUACUAUCCCAAAGGUGGAGGUGAGGUGGUGGUCAAGGUCAAUCCGGUGAAGGAGCUGAGUCCCAUCAGCAUGACGGAGAGGGGCAACAUCACCAAGAUCUACGGCAGGGCCUUCGUGGCUGGCGUUCUGCCCUUUAAGCUCGCCAAGGACAUGUCAACGGCAGCCGUGCGCAGCAUCAGGAAGGAGAUCAAGGACUUGUACGUCAACAUCCAGUCUCUGCAGGAGAAGGACAAGGCCUGCGGCAAUGGGAACGGCAUCAUUAUCAUUGCAGAGUCUUCCACUGGCUGUAUAUUUGCUGGCUCCGCCUUGGGCAAGAAAGGUGUGUAUGCUGAUAAAGUGGGCAUUGAGGCUGCAGACAUGCUGCUGAGGAACAUCAGACACAACGGCUGUGUGGACGAGUUCCUACAGGACCAGCUCAUCAUGUUCAUGGCGCUGGCACAGGGCACAUCCAGAAUCCGCACCGGGCCAGUCACGCUGCACACACAGACCGCCAUCCACGUGGCAGAACAGCUCACGAAGGCCAAGUUUGUAGUGACGAAGGCGGAGGAUGAGCUUUCCACCAGCGACACCUACAUCAUCGAGUGCCAGGGAGCUGCCGUCCCCAACUCCAACUUCUAGUCCUUCCUCACCCUUACCCUAACCCCACCCAUUGGCCUUGACCCCCCCACUGUCACACAGAGCUGCCUGACUUCCUCUGGUGAUAGGACUGUAGCAGAAACACUACUGUGAUGUCACUGGUGUUGUAAAAAUGAAGCUGUCCUGGUGUAAGCGAUGAUGGAAGAGAUAGAAGCGGAGGACACCCAGAUGCAUUAAUUAUUCCUGGCUUUCCCCCCCCUCAAUAUUCUUUGAACAAAUGCCUUGAAGACCAGUCAUCCGAAUUCCCAACCCCCUACAUUAAUUACUACUACCCUCUUAGCUUGUGUUACUCAGGGUAUUGCCUUAUGCUGUAAUAAAACUAUUCUUUGAA